Messenger RNA from Pseudophryne corroboree (corroboree frog), 5024 nucleotides. RefSeq names its product protein serine kinase H1 (gene PSKH1). The transcript has 5 exons. Lineage: Eukaryota; Metazoa; Chordata; Amphibia; Anura; Myobatrachidae. The coding region runs from base 616 to 1869 and encodes 417 amino acids. The record is from RefSeq and is a predicted model, not a curated record. Gene Ontology annotation, biological process: protein phosphorylation. Gene Ontology annotation, molecular function: ATP binding; protein kinase activity.
ACUUCCGUUCUGAGGUCACGCAGGCACUAGCCGGCUUCUCUCGCAUGCGCCAGGAACUCUAUGGUGCUGUUGCCAUGACUCCAUUCAGCUCCGUGGGAGAAAACCUGACGUCACACAACUUCCGGUUUCUGAAGUCCAAGGCGAAUCUGUGAGAUCACUGGGGACUUGUUGUCAGGUUUCUGGUCUGCGAAGAAAGUGGUGUCUGCGGGGUCAGAUGUUGGCUGAGGGACGAGACUGCAGGUUUUUGAACAUGGGUUGCACCUGGGGUGUAACUCCUAAAAAAAAUCCUUGGUGCCAGCAGAAGAUUUAACACUGCAUCCAUGCCGCAGUAUGGAAAGGGUCUAUCUUGGGUUGGAGCUGUGUUCCAAAGCCUGGUUAAACCUGGGAUUUUGGUGUGAAAGGCAGUCUAAUGUCCAGAGCAUGGGAUUUGUGCCUUUUCGGUGACCAAGUUGAUCAGUUGUACUUCUUGGGAGAUUUUGAGAUGUGAAGAAAUCGGGAACAUUAUUUUUAAACAUUUCAAGUGCAAUUGAAUAGGUCCAUUUAAAGAACGUACAGGCACAUCCUUUUUAUUGAUUUCUGCAAACACGAUGCCACAUGGACGACUGAGUGUUUCCCAUGAUGGGCUGUGGGACAAGCAAAGUUCUCCCAGAGCCUCCAAAGAAUAUCCAAUUGGACCUGGUAAAAAAAGUGGAACCUUAUCUAACCUCAAAAAACGACCAGUAUAAGCACUUUAUUACAGACCAUGGACGAACAGACACAAAAGGGUCUUCCCCAACUCCCCCUUACUCUAAUGGCUACCCACACGGUCACACAGAAACUGCAGAUCCUCGCAGACAUAAAGUAGCUAAGUACAGAGCUAAAUUUGAUCCGAGAGUGACUGCAAAAUAUGACAUUAAGGCUCUUAUUGGUAGAGGAAGCUUCAGCCGUGUUGUAAGAGUGGAGCACAAAGCCUCCAAGCAACCAUAUGCCAUUAAAAUGAUUGAAACUAAAUACAGAGAGGGAAGGGAGGUGUGCGAGUCAGAACUUAGUGUUCUUAGGCGAGUUCGACAUACCAAUAUCAUCCAGCUGAUUGAAGUAUUUGAAACACAGGAAAGGGUGUAUAUGGUGAUGGAGUUAGCAACAGGUGGAGAACUUUUUGACCGAAUAAUCGCUAAGGGCUCCUUCACGGAGAGAGAUGCCACUCAUGUGUUACAGAUGGUUUUGGAGGGGGUAAAGUAUUUGCACACUCUUGGGAUCACACACAGAGACUUAAAGCCUGAGAAUCUCCUUUAUUACCACCCCGGAACAGACUCAAAAAUUAUGAUUACAGACUUUGGGCUUGCAAGUGCUAGAAAAAAAGGGGACGACUGUUUGAUGAAGACCACCUGUGGAACUCCGGAGUAUAUUGCACCUGAAAUUCUCGUAAGGAAGCCUUAUACCAACUCUGUAGACAUGUGGGCACUAGGAGUCAUAUCUUACAUUCUUCUGAGUGGGACUAUGCCGUUUGAAGAUGAUAACAGAACACGGCUGUACCGACAAAUUUUAAAGGGAAAAUAUAGCUACUCUGGGGAGCCUUGGCCAAGUGUUUCCAACCUUGCAAAGGACUUCAUUGACCGUCUGCUCAUGGUGGAGCCAUCGGACAGGAUGACUGCAACACAGGCCCUUAAGCACCCCUGGGUAGUAAGCAUGGCUGCAUCUUCAUCUAUGAAAAAUUUACAUAGAUCUAUUUCCCAGAACUUAUUGAAGAGAGCUUCCUCCCGCUGCCAGAGCACAAAGUCUGCGCAGUCUGUACGCUCAAGUCGCUCCACAAAGUCCACUAAGCUACGGCGAGUGAGAGAGCGGGAACUUCGUGAACUCAAUUUGCGCUACCAGCAGCACUACUAUGGAUGAGGACAUUGCACAAGACUUUUUAGAAACAUUUAAUGAUCAGUGCCUUAUCUCUUUGCAACGGUAUAGAUUGAACAUGCUUUAUUUUGUUGUCGCUCACAUUUACUUCCAUGUGUGAAAUGAAUGCUGGGUUUUCUACGUGUCUUACACUAAUGAAAAUGUAUGGGAGUAGCUAGGUUAGCUAUGGACCAAAUCUUCUUAAAUACAAAUCGUUACAUUUGUAAAUGUUCGAUCAAGGGCUAUCAAAAUAAUACAAGUCACAAGCAAGCCAGUCCUAUUCAGCAGUUUGGGCAUUUUCAGAAACGGGCAGGGUGUCUGUUAUGAGAGAUGGAAAUCAUCUUGAACACUUCAGCUUUGUAGCAAUUUGGACCUUUUCCUUUCUGUGAUGUGUCAUAUAGAGAAUGAUUUUAAAACUUAAAAUAUUAAGUGCCCUUGUUAGAAUAAAAGCUUUGUAAACUUAAGGAAUUAUCCAAGCUCGUCCAGCCGAGCAUGAGUGGAGAAAUAUUUCAGUGUGGAAUAAAUUUUAGGAACGGACAUUUAUUAAAAUGAUUAAUUUAGGGGUGCUGGCUAGUUUACCUAACCAAAAAGCAUUUUUUACAGACUAUGCAAACAAAGUCACAUAUUACAUAUAUGUGGAAUACAGUGUUAUGUGCUUUAAGGGGUAUAUUCAAUCAGGGUCGAAAGCUGCCGUCUGUCGAAAAGAUGUCAGUUUUUGACUUUUUAAGGUCGAAUCAUGAUUCGACCUAUUCAAUCCCAGCUCGGGAAUUUGACUUGUCGAAUAGUACGUGAAUCGGGGCCAAAUUCGACAGGAUUUGGCCCCGUUUCCGACCAUCUCGGUCCGACGUAAAAAAAUGGAGGGAGAGCAGUGCUGGAGGAUGUCACAGCCGCCGCUCACAGCAGCGUCCACCCGGCUCCAGCAAGCGAGACCUCCCCCCCGGAUGGAGUGCAGUGCUGCUCUCCCCCGUCUGCCCGUGGCUCUAAGCUCCUGCAUCUCAAUUCGACUUUUUUAAAGACGAAUUGAUAAUACAUUGAAUAGCCCCGGUCGGAUCCAUUCCGACAAAUGAAUGUUGGAAUGGAUCCGACUUCAAUUGAAUAUACCUCUAAGAGUUUUUCUUUAUGUGAUAGUGCCAUACGCUGAAUACAUGUAUAUUUUCUUUAGCAGAUGACUUGUAUCAAAACAUUUUUGUUUAUUUGGACCAGGAUCAAUAUUGUUAAAAAAAAAAAUUUUUUUGCAAAUGAGACUAGUAUCUCCCAAGCAAUGAUGUGGGAAGUUUCACAGUGCAUACUGUACCUGCCUAGAACUGUGGCAAGAGAACAACAAGCACACUUGAUAGGAUCACACGUAUUGCAGUGUGCUUUCAUGACCAGGUACAAUUCAAGGCAGCUAAAGUCUCUCUCACAUUAUAUAUACCUAUUUUUAUUUCCAUGCAUACCUGCCUUCAGCUGCAGCUGCAGAAUAGUAAGCACAAAAAUAAUUAUAGGGCUUUAUUGUAAUGGUCUGUAGUGCACUAGCUGCACAUGCUAGGGGCUUGCUCCAGUUCAGUACAAUCUGCUGCUGCUGCAUAGAUUUCCGUCCAUUACAGUACAGAACACUUGCUUGUGUCUCUAUAGGGUCUUAGCUAAAGCUACUGUAGCAAGAUUUUCUUUUUUGGAUAUCCUGCAGUUGUGUUAAAGCAUGAUCUUCCAACGGAACCUCACAGAUAAUUGAUUUGCUCCCUAGAUGUUUUGGAUGAUGCAGAACCCGCAUAAUAGGCACAAAAAAAGUAAUAAUAAUAAAUAUAAGCACUUAAAAAUUCACUAAAAUGGUUUUAAAAGUUCUAGUAAUAAAGUAUAUGCAGUUCACUAGAUGUAGUGACAAAGACUACAGUUGAUUAACAAUCCCAGUAGGUACACUCCACUUCCCCAUGACUGCUCCGGACCGGUCUCUUAAGUGCAAGAAAAUGCAAGUGUUUUGUAUGUGACACGCACAAUUAUGACGUGCAGAUGAACUCCAAUCCACCUCUAUAUUGUUCCCAUUGUCUCCAUGUAUGAAAACAAAAAGGGAUUUGUUCAUUUUGCUAAACAAAAAUAUCUCGCACCAAAUACAAAUAAAAAUGUGGAAGUUCAUGUUCUAUUAAACUGUAUGACUCAAGGUAAAAUGUGAAAGUAGGAAACUGAGGCUGGGUACACAUUAGAAUGAUAUAUACCCAGCCAUUCCGAUGGGCAACGUGACCUUGCAUUGUGCAGUGCGUAUACACUUAAGCAAUGCAGGGGACGACUGUGCACUUGUAGGAUGCAGCAUGGCAUCGUACACAAUAUCUUCUGCUUGGCCUGCAGCGCGGUUGAAAGGAAGAUAUGGCAUGCGACUUACAGGAGUGUGUAGUCGGACAUGCCCAAUUUGUCGUUCCGAUUUGGCCAGAAAUUACAUAUUGGGCCAAUACCGUUUAAGUGUGUACCCACCCUUAAAAUGAAUUCCUUUUUAUUGUUUUUAUUUAACUUUUUUACUUUUAAUUAUUGUUAUUUGCAAAUGGCAACAAAUCCGAGUAAUAUGAAGCAUGAUCUGAAAUAUUUUCUGUUUUAAAAGUAUACUGUAUUUAACAUGCAUUAGAAAACACAAUUUCUAUUUAUUCAUUUUCACAGCAUUCCAAUUGUUUAUUAUUUAUGGAGUGCCAAUUUCCAUUGCUAUUUUAGAAGCACCUAAAAAAAUUAAGUUUCCGUAAAAUCCAGUUGGGUAAAACAUGACAGGAAUACAGUAUGAAAUCACUAGGCAAUGUGCUGUAUAUUUGUUAAUGGAUAAUAAUGGGUGCAAUAUUUUGGGUCUAGGAAAUAUUGGGGCAGAUGUAUUAAGUCUGGAGAAGUGAUAAAAAAGUGAUUAGUGGAAGGUGAUAACGCAUCAGCAAUCUGCUCCUAACUCCUUUUUCAAACCUGUAAUGAUUGGCUGGUGCAUUAUCACCUUCCACGUAUCAAUGCUGUAUCACAUCUCCAUGCUUAAUACAUCUGCCCCAUUUUUCUGUUGACUUUUAAGUAAUUGCAGAAACAUUCCAGCUUGAUUAUUUUCUAUCUAGUGCAUUAGACUACUAAUUAUAACCUGACUGACUUGCUUUGUAAACUACAACUGGCAAGUUGUGGUUGUUUGAAACCAAGCUGUGCAUUUAUACAAUUAAACUUCAGUAAUGGUU